UGUACGUUAGCGAUGGGCCCGCUGCUAUAAGUUCUCCUCCUCUCCGAUAAUUUUCUACUGACCGCGGAAAUAGGAGCGAGGACUGACGUAAACAAUAGAGACUCAUAAAACUGCGGUACAAUCGACGUGAUCUUCAUUGUUUGACAACAUGCGACUCUAUCUGGACGUGUUAGCUCUCCUCGGUGUGUUGACAUCCUCAGCUUUGUCCAUGUCCCCCUUCACGCGUUCUCUGAUUCAGCGCGUGUCGAGGAGACAUAGGCGAGCAAUGGACCAAUCGUUUCCCCCUUGCAAGGCAUUUGGCUGUGUUCAUGGGGACUGCACGGUGAAAGACAACAUCUUUAAUUGUGAGUGCCACAGGGGAUAUAAAGGACAACUGUGUAACGAAAUAGACAUCGUCAAAGAUACCCAACAGGGAAAAACCGACGAAUGUUUCGCCAAUUUCAUUUGUAACAAUGGUGGCAAGUGCUUGGUCAGUAAAGGACAUUUUGGCGUAACGUCUGUGAAAUGUCUGUGCCCGCCGCAAUGGACGGGUGCUUUCUGUGAUAUCCCGUGUACCAUGGACUGCAUGAACGGCGGGACGUGCCACAAGGACAGAAUGACCGGGAAAGAAAUGUGUAUCUGUAAAUGGGCCUUCACAGGAACGUAUUGUCAGACGGAAAAUAUAAGACCUAAACUAGAUGUGAUCUAAUGUCACGGGCCCUCAUGGCUCCGCGCUACCAGUGACCAAACUUGACUUCUUUUGCCUGGAAAUCCACUUGAACUAAACUCAGGACAUUAAUUGUAUAUGUAUGUACUUCAUUAAGUUAUUUCGGUGUUUGUUGACGUUCUCAUUACCAUGUAAUGAUAUUGUAGCAUGGUCUCUAUGCCAUGUGCCAUUAGACUGGCAUAAACCGUUAGACAUGCUCAGUAAAAGUUUAUUUAGUGAUACCCCUAUGUCUCUACUGGAUGGGGAUAACUUACAAUGUGUAAAUUAGUUAAGAAAAUAAUUUAUGAAUAAACAAAAAAAUUAAA
Molecule: messenger RNA, 1011 nt
Organism: Magallana angulata
Lineage: Eukaryota; Metazoa; Mollusca; Bivalvia; Ostreida; Ostreidae
Product: neurogenic locus notch homolog protein 1-like
Exons: 1
Coding region: 149-688 (179 amino acids)
Biological process (GO): establishment or maintenance of epithelial cell apical/basal polarity; heterophilic cell-cell adhesion
Cellular component (GO): plasma membrane; protein-containing complex
Source: RefSeq, a predicted model, not a curated record